CAACGAUGGCUGGACGAGGACGCGGACGUGCCAACACGCUACCGGCAUGGAUGACUAAGCAAGGUCUUAACGAGCCACCUGCUGGACCUUUGCCAGACUCACGUCCACCACCUCCUGCUGAAGGACCUCCGCCACGCAAUGGCCAGUUCGAUGACGCGCCCGAGCCGAACCGCGGCCCAAUGACACGCAACGACAUUGGUGUGCCGUCCGGUGGCAAGCGGCGCUCACGCUCUCGGGAUCGCGGAAACGGCCCCAACGGCAACAUGAGAGGACUGCCACCUAGGCAGGACCGACCCCGCUCGCACUCUAGGGAUCGAGGCAAUGGUCCCAAUGGCGACGUGAGAGGACCACCACCCAGACAGGACCGACCCCGGUCGCGUUCUCGGGACCGAGGAAACGGGCGAGACCGGGGCUAUGGCUACGAUGCGGACCGACGUCGGGAAGAUCCGUAUCGAUGCGGACCGCCCCGUGGACGCUCCCGCUCGCGUUCACGUGAACGUCAGGACUAUCGAGGAGACUAUCGACGUGGUGGUGACCGCUACGAAAACCGAGGAUACGGUUACCGCGGACCGAGAAAUGACGGACGGCCGAUGCGCAGGGAGGAGGAAGCCAUGGAGCGCGGCUACCGACGCCCUGCACCUAACGGACACGACGACCGCACGUCCCGCAGAUAUGCGUCGGACUACCAGCCGUAGACGCGAAGUAUCACCCAUUUUUUUUUUUUUUUGCCAAAGUGGAAGAUGCUAGGUGUUACGCAAAUGCAGGUCGAGUCGACAUCAUAUGCAACUUGAGAUGAAUGACGGGAUGGUGGGGUAUUAUAAUAGCAGGUGAGUGAUGCAGAUAGUCAUUGCACAGAGCUAGAGCUUUGGUGCUCGACGUCACGAGUAAAAAUAAAAGCACUCGAUUCUAUAAUUGGAGCAUGGUCGAGUUGCGUCGCAUUGUUGCACUUCG
Phytophthora nicotianae INRA-310 is the source of this 951-nucleotide messenger RNA. RefSeq lists its product as hypothetical. Bases 6 to 695 code for a protein of 229 amino acids. The transcript has a single exon. The record is from RefSeq and is a predicted model, not a curated record. Lineage: Eukaryota; Oomycota; Peronosporomycetes; Peronosporales; Peronosporaceae.